AUGGGGCGGGAAGAAGGCUGGCGAGGGUUCAUGCGAGGAAAUGGAACGAACUGUAUUCGCAUCAUCCCUUACUCUGCGGUUCAGUUUGGGAGUUACAAUUUUUACCAGCAAUUUGUAGAAUCUUCCGAUGGCGAAAUGACCCCAAUGCGUCGUCUUGUUUGUGGAGGUGCUGCAGGUAUCACCUCGGUGACUAUCACCUACCCUCUGGAUAUUGUUCGCACCCGGCUUUCUAUUCAAUCUGCUUCGUUUGCCGAUCUCGGCACAAGAGAACCAGGGCAAAAAUUGCCAGGCAUGUUCACCACAAUGGUCAUGAUCUAUAAAACCGAAGGUGGGACAAAGGCUUUAUAUCGUGGUAUUACCCCUACAGUUGCCGGUGUAGCUCCCUAUGUGGGACUCAAUUUUAUGACCUACGAAUCGGUCCGCAACCGUCUGACACCGGAGGGGGAGAAGAACCCUAGCUCUUCUCGAAAAUUACUGGCUGGCGCGAUAUCAGGAGCAGUUGCCCAGACAUGCACAUAUCCUUUCGAUGUGCUGCGCAGGCGUUUCCAAAUCAACACGAUGUCAGGGAUGGGUUACCAAUAUACCUCAAUAUGGGAUGCUGUGAGAGUCAUCGUUGCCGAAGAAGGAGUGCGAGGAUUAUUCAAAGGAAUCGGGCCGAAUCUUCUAAAAGUUGCUCCCAGCAUGGCUAGUAGCUGGUUGAGCUUUGAGAUGACUCGUGAUUUCUUUGUCGUCAAGUCUAGCGUAGGGCUAAACCCACACACCACUGUCCAGCCGAAAGUCAAGGAUCAAAAACUUCUUGCACUUUCCAUACGGGUGCGACAGCAAGCUAUUUCCCAGGUAGUCGAUCAAUACACAGCCAUGGGUAUCGACCUGGACCGCCACCAUGUGCGGAGCAGCCACCGCAAGGCUCCCAAGAGCGAGAACGUCUACUUGCAGGUUCUGGUGAAGCUUUACCGCUUCUUGGCUCGCCGUACCGAGUCCAACUUCAACAAGGCCGUUCUCCGCCGUCUCUUCAUGUCGAGAAUCAACCGCCCCCCGGUUUCCCUUUCUCGCGCUGUCGCCAACAUCAGCGAGGCGCAGAAGGGCAAGACAGUCGUCGUCAUUGGCACUGUGACCGAUGACAACCGCCUUUUGAAUGUCCCCAAGCUGUCGAUCGCCGCUCUCCGUUUCACUGCUACCGCUCGCGCUCGCAUUGAGAAAGCCGGUGGUGAGACUCUGACUCUGGACCAGCUUGCUCUCCGCGCCCCCACUGGUGCCAACACUCUCCUCCUGCGUGGACCCAAGAACGCUCGUGAGGCUGUGAAGCACUUCGGCUUCGGUCCUCACACCGACAAGAAGCCAUAUGUGGCCAGCAAGGGCCGCAAGUUCGAGCGGGCUCGUGGUCGCAGAAGGUCGAAGGGUUUCAAGGUUUAA
This is a messenger RNA of Penicillium paradoxum, 1413 nucleotides long. Its product is annotated as 60S ribosomal eL18 domain-containing protein. The transcript is spliced from 8 exons. Gene Ontology annotation, cellular component: ribosome; cytosolic large ribosomal subunit. Bases 1 to 1413 code for a protein of 470 amino acids. NCBI's taxonomy places the organism in Eukaryota, Fungi, Ascomycota, Eurotiomycetes, Eurotiales, Aspergillaceae. The record is from RefSeq and is a predicted model, not a curated record. Gene Ontology annotation, biological process: translation; transmembrane transport. Gene Ontology annotation, molecular function: RNA binding; structural constituent of ribosome.